Messenger RNA from Tetrapisispora phaffii CBS 4417, 3228 nucleotides. It is a transcript of the gene ISW1, whose product is annotated as chromatin-remodeling ATPase ISW1. Bases 1 to 3228 code for a protein of 1075 amino acids. The transcript has a single exon. Lineage: Eukaryota; Fungi; Ascomycota; Saccharomycetes; Saccharomycetales; Saccharomycetaceae. The record is from RefSeq and is a predicted model, not a curated record. Gene Ontology annotation, cellular component: nucleus; chromatin. Gene Ontology annotation, molecular function: ATP hydrolysis activity; histone binding; ATP binding. Gene Ontology annotation, biological process: nucleosome organization; regulation of transcription by RNA polymerase II.
AUGCCUUCCAGGGAUCCUGAGGAGAAUAAGAAGCGUUAUCUUUUAUCAAACGACAAGCAUAACCAUUUUGACACGGAAGCCACUGCAAAAAGAUUUGAACAUUUAUUAUCAUUAAGUGGUUUGUUUAGACAUUUUAUUGAGACUAGAGCACAGACUGAUGAAAAGUUUAAGAAAGUCUUGGAUAUUGUUGAUAUUGAGAUUGCUAAAAAAGCUGCAAAAUCAGUUCAUCAAGAUAAGAGAAGAAGAAAAACUGAGAAAGAAGAAGAUGCAGAAUUGUUAAAAGGUGGUGAUAUUGAUGAAGAAGACAAUGAGGCUCUGGAUGAUGUUGAGUUUCAAUUCAGAGAAUCACCAAGUUAUGUUGACGGUACUUUAAGACCAUAUCAAAUCCAAGGUAUUAAUUGGUUAAUCUCGUUGUACAAGAGUGGUUUAUCUGGUAUUUUGGCAGAUGAAAUGGGUUUAGGUAAGACGCUACAAACAAUUGCCUUCCUGGGUUAUCUAAGAUACAUUGAAAAAAAACCAGGACCAUAUUUAGUUAUUGCACCAAAAUCUACUUUAAACAAUUGGUUAAGAGAAAUUAAUAAAUGGACACCUGAAGUCAAUGCUUUUAUAUUACAAGGUGAUAAAGAAGAAAGAGCUGGUUUGAUACAAAAAAAAUUAGUAGGUUGUGAUUUCGAUAUUGUUGUCUCUUCUUAUGAAAUUAUCAUUAGGGAAAAGUCAGCUUUCAGAAAAAUUGAUUGGGAGUAUAUUGUUAUAGAUGAAGCUCAUAGAAUCAAAAAUGAGGAAUCCAUGUUAUCUCAAGUUUUGAGAGAAUUUAAGUCACGUAACAGAAUGUUGAUUACCGGUACUCCAUUACAAAAUAAUUUACAUGAACUGUGGGCUUUAUUGAAUUUCUUACUUCCAGAUAUAUUUUCUAACGCACAAGAUUUUGAUGACUGGUUUUCGAAUGAAGGUUCGGAAGAUGAUCAGGAUAAAGUUGUCAAACAAUUACACACGGUUCUUCAACCAUUUUUACUUCGUCGUAUUAAGAGUGAAGUCGAAACAUCUUUGUUACCUAAAAAGGAGCUAAACGUGUAUGUUGGUAUGUCAACUAUGCAAAAAAAAUGGUACAAACAAAUCUUAGAAAAAGAUAUAGAUGCUGUUAAUGCUUCCAGUGGUAAUAAAGAGUCCAAAACCAGAUUAUUGAACAUCGUCAUGCAGUUAAGAAAAUGUUGUAACCAUCCUUAUUUAUUUGAUGGUGCCGAACCAGGUCCACCAUAUACUACAGAUGAGCAUUUAGUCUAUAAUUCUGCCAAGUUAAAGGUUUUGGAUAAACUAUUGAAAAAAUUUAAAGAAGAAGGUUCUCGUGUAUUGAUCUUUAGUCAAAUGUCUAGAUUAUUAGAUAUUAUGGAGGAUUAUUGUUAUUUUAGAAACUACAAUUAUUGUAGAAUAGAUGGUUCAACAGCUCAUGAAGAUAGAAUCCAAGCUAUUGAUGACUAUAACGCACCAGAUUCAGAUAAAUUUCUUUUCUUGUUAACGACUCGUGCAGGUGGUUUGGGUAUUAAUUUAACUUCUGCUGACGUUGUUAUUCUAUUUGAUUCUGAUUGGAAUCCGCAAGCUGAUUUGCAAGCCAUGGAUAGAGCUCAUAGAAUUGGUCAAAAAAAGCAAGUUAAGGUAUUUAGAUUGGUUACAGAUAAUUCUGUAGAAGAGAAAAUUAUCGAAAGAGCUACACAAAAAUUGAGAUUAGAUAAAUUAGUUAUUCAACAAAAUAGAAGUGGUGCAAAGAAGAAGGAAAGUCAAGGUGACCAAAAAGAUGCUUUGUUAUCAAUGAUUCAACAUGGUGCUGCCGAUGUGUUCAAGCAAACCUCUAGUGGUAACGUCAGUGGAACUUCAUCUGAUAGAAACACACCAAAUCCAGAAGGAAAUGGUGAAGACAAAGACAGUGAAUUCGACCUUGAUGCUUUGAUUGCAUCAUCUGAAGACAAGACUAAAAUGCUAAAUAAAAAAUACGAUAAAUUAGGUUUGGAUGACUUACAAAGAUUCAAUCAAGACUCUGCUUAUGAAUGGAAUGGUACUGAUUUUAAGAAGAAGGUAGUUCAAAAAGAUAUAAUCAGUCCAACUUGGUUUAAUCCAACUAAGCGUGAACGUAAAGAAAACUAUAAUAUCGAUGGUUAUUACAAGGAUGUCUUGCAAACCGGUAGAUCAUCUACCCCAGCUCAACCAAGAAUGCCAAGACCUCACGCUUUCCACUCGCAUCAAUUAUUAUCUCCAAAGUUAAAGGUACUUUAUGAGAAAGAGCGUAUGUGGACUGCUAAAAAAACGGCUUACACACCAAAUAUGGAUGAUGUAAAAUCCACUUACGGUGAUAUAGAAGAUGAAUCUGAAAGAAAGCAAAAAUUAGCAUUAUUGAAAUUAAGUGUCCAAAAUGCCCAACCAUUAACUGAGGAAGAAGAAGCCGAAAAGAUAGAACUAGAAAAAGAAGGUUUUUCCAAUUGGGGUAAACUGGAAUUCAGAAAAUUUAUUUCUUUGUCAGGUAAGUAUGGUAGAAAUUCUAUCCAGGCUAUUGCCAUGGAAUUAGCACCUGGUAAGAGUGUUGAAGAAGUCCGUGAAUAUGCUAAAGCAUUCUGGGCUAACAUAGAAAGAGUUGAUGAUUAUGAGAAAAUAUUAAAGACUAUUGAGAUGGAAGAAGAUAAGAUCAAGAGAAUCAAGUUCCAACAAGAAGCUUUACGUCGUAAGAUUUCUCAAUACACCAAUCCAUUAUUUGAUUUGGUUUUAAAGCAUCCACCAUCGUCAUCUAAUAAAAGAACUUAUUCUGAAGAAGAAGACAGAUUUAUAAUGCUGAUGUUAUUCAAAUACGGUCUUGACAGAGAUGAUUUAUAUGAAAGAGUCAGAGAUGAAAUCAGAGAUUGUCCACUAUUCGAACUAAACUUUUACUUCCAAAGUAGAACCCCAAUCGAAUUGACUAGAAGAGGUAAUACUUUACUACAGUGCCUAGAGAAAGAAUUCAAUGAUGGGAUAAUACUUACUGACGAAAACAAGAAACGAAUCGCCGAUGAGGAUAUAGAAGGUGAGAAAGUGAAGGAAGAGAUUAAGAAGGAAGAAGCUGGGGCUGCUAAAGCCCAAUCUGAAGUUAAAGCUGAGGCUGGAACUGAAAUUGAAACUGCAGAAUUAAAGAAAAGGCCAUUAGAAGAACCAUUGUUGCAAAACGGUGGAGAAAAAGAGGAAGAAGUGAAUAAAAAGGCUAAAGUAUGA